AGGACGCGGACGAGGAAGCAAGUCUCCCUUCGAAACCAGCUUCAAACAAAGUCUCCUCCUUUGUCGGUUUCUGGUUGAGAGGAUCGACAAGAGGAUCAGGGCUCCUCCCCCUCUCCGACCAUCUCCCAUCUUUCCUCUCCCUCCUCAAAUCUCUCUUUCCCCUUCGAUCCGUCUAUAUCUCACCCUUUUAGCCUUCUCCUUACUUGGAAGUUUUGAGCUUUUUUUCUUUUUUGAGGGGGUAAGUAUUCAGCGUUUUGGGAUGUGUUGAUGGUAAUCUCUUUGAGGCGGAGGAAGAGGAGGCGAUGGGCUCGUGCUUGUCGUGUGCCGCCAAGGUCAGCGGCUCCAACAGCAGCAACGCCUCCGCCGCCGGCGUGCAACAGGGCCAUCCGGCGGCGCAGAACCGACCGGGUAAGCAGCAGGACGCGGCAGGGAAGGUGCCGUAUGGGAAAAGGACCGACUUUGGGUACGACAAGGAUUUCGAGAGCCGGUACGCGAUCGGGAAGUUCCUGGGGCACGGCCAGUUCGGGUACACCUUCGUCGCCACCGAUAAGGCCGGUGGGGAACGGGUGGCCGUCAAAAGGAUCGACAAGAGCAAGAUGGUCCUUCCUGUUGCUGUUGAGGAUGUCAAGCGUGAAGUGAAGAUACUCAAAGCCCUUAAAGGACACGAGAAUGUAGUCCACUUCCAUAAUGCAUAUGAAGAUGAUUCUUAUGUUUAUAUAGUUAUGGAAUUAUGUGAGGGUGGUGAAUUGCUGGAUCGAAUAUUGGCCAAAAAGGAUAACCGUUACACUGAGAAAGAUGCUGCAAUAGUAGUGCGGCAGAUGCUUAAAGUUGCAGCUGAGUGUCACUUGCAUGGCUUGGUACAUCGAGACAUGAAGCCUGAGAACUUCCUUUUCAAUUCGACAAAAAAGGACUCUCCUCUGAAGGCAACAGAUUUUGGCCUUUCAAAUUUUAUCAAGCCAGGGAAGAGAUUCCGUGACAUUGUUGGCAGUGCCUACUAUGUGGCCCCAGAAGUACUGAAACGUAGGUCUGGUCCUGAAUCAGAUGUUUGGAGCAUAGGUGUCAUAACCUACAUUUUGCUUUGUGGAAAGCGCCCCUUCUGGGAUAAAACUGAGGACGGAAUACUCAGGGAGGUGCUAAAGAACAAGCCAGAUUUUCGUCGGAAGCCUUGGCCAAGCAUAAGCAACAGUGCCAAGGAUUUUGUAAAGAAGUUAUUAGUGAAGGAUCCUCGCACAAGAUUGACUGCUGCUCAGGCUUUGUCACAUCCAUGGGUGAGAGAAGGGGGCGAUGCAUCAGAAAUUCCGUUAGAUAUAUCUGUGCUUAAUAACAUGCGCCAAUUUGUGAAGUACAGCCGUUUUAAGCAGUUUGCACUAAGGGCAUUGGCAAGUGCACUAAAUGAGGACGAGCUGGCUGCUCUUCAUGACCAGUUUGAUGCAAUUGACGUGGAUAAAAAUGGUGCAAUCAGUCUUGAGGAAAUGAGACAUGCUCUUGCAAAAGAUCUCCCUUGGAGAUUGAAGGGACCUGAUGUUCUAGAAAUUCUUCAGGCGAUAGACAGUAACACAGAUGGACUAGUAGAUUUCUCUGAAUUUGUCGCAGCAACCGUGCAUGUGCAUCAGUUAGUGGAACAUGAUUCUGAAAAGUGGCAAUCAGUUUCGCAAUCUGCUUUUGAUAAGUUUGACAUGGAUGGAGAUGGAUAUAUCACACCUGAAGAACUUCAAAUGCACACAUAUUUGAGGGGCUCCAUUGACCCACUACUAGAGGAGGCUGACAUUGACAAGGAUGGCAGGAUAAGCUUGAAUGAAUUCCGCCGACUCCUAAAAACCGCAAGCAUGAGUUCACGCAAUGUGCCCAGUCCUACUGGUGUAAGCAACCCUCAAAAGUUGUAGCUCAAAGGGAGACUGUCAGUGAUUGACGAGGGAUGAGUUGAUGCUGUCCCCUAAAUUUAAGGAUUCAUCUUAUGGGUCUAGCUUGCACUUGUUUGCUCAUGUUACCAAUUGCAAUGAACCACCAGAAGAUCCGAAAAGUUUUCAUUUUUAGGAUUGUGCGGAGAGACCAUCUAAGUCAUGAAGAGGGCAGUCACAACCAACUAGGUAAAUGCUUUUAUCAUGUGGUGUUUUAUCUCCACAUAGUUGUACAUUGUGUAUGGUAAGGGGAUUCUUUCAGGUUUCACCAGAAAUGCAAUGUGUGGUUAUGCAGAUAUACUGCAAAUUUGUGUUUAGAAUUGUAACAUGAUCGAGUACAGACUUUUAGAAGAAAAAAAAUAAUGUGUCUUUCCAUUAAA
Messenger RNA from Phoenix dactylifera (date palm), 2278 nucleotides. Lineage: Eukaryota; Viridiplantae; Streptophyta; Magnoliopsida; Arecales; Arecaceae. The record is from RefSeq and is a predicted model, not a curated record.